UGGCGGAGGACGAGGUCUUUUGAAAAGAAAAUGACGCGCCGAAUCGAGGUGUUUCAUCUAGAUUUCAAUCAAGACCAAGGUAAAGCCUUAAAGCAUCCAUUCGCAGAUUCCAAAUAAUACGAUAAACCUAUAAUCAAGAACAGCGAUUGAACUUUCGUGGGCCGGAAUGCUUGCAGUAGUCAUUUCACUUUUAAGAAAACCGAAAUUUUCUGGCCUUUACUCAAUUUUUCCAAAACGCUGACGAAAAAACAUUUAUCUAAAAAUAUCCCUCGUUUACUUUAUUUCUCUGUCAUUUGCGGUGAGAAUACAUGGAUUUGUCAAAUUAUUUAAACGUUCUUUUACAUGCACUUGUUUGGCGUGAGGUGUCUGUUAUUGACAAAAAAAAAUUAAUUCUCUACUAACGUUUACAGGUUGCUUUUCUUGUACAAUGGAGGAUGGUUUUAGAAUUUACAACGUGGAACCUCUUUCAGAAAAAGCCCGUGUUGGUGAGUCUAUUAUUAUUACAAUGGUUAUAAUACCUACUAUUUAAAGCAUAAACAUUCAAACAAAAUGAUAAUCCUCAAAGGGUCAAUCCCAUUGCAAAGGAUGGAAGGGAAAUAAAUUGAAGUUGCAAAACAUCAAAAUCCUUCUAAGCCAUACACCUUAAAACCAGCACGGACUCAUUGAAACAAAGUUGUCUACUCAAAGACCUUAAUUCAUUCAUUUUAUAUUCUGGGCCAGCAGCAAGACUACAACUGGAAGGGCCAAACAAAUUGGCCGACUCAAAGCUACAUGUAUCCUCUCACCGUACCCCCUUUUUCAAAAAGUACAUAACAAGUAGGGCUGCGUUUUUGCGGGAGAAUCCAAAAACGGAUUUGUGAUCUCAGAUCAUAUGGAUUCUUCACUACUAAGAAACGGAAGAUCUGAAAAAGGAUCAUUUACCAUGACAGCGGCAUGUCAUCAUGCUAAGUAAUAACCUUUAUUUUAAGAGGGUGACACCAAUUACUAUAAAAAGUAUUCUCCCUAGUGGUCCUCUAAGAACAAAAUUGAUAAUAAUAAACUACAACAAUCAUGAUAAAAAGCCUAUUUACAAAUAGUAAUUGCUCCUUGUGAUGAGACAAAGUUAUAGAGGAAAAAAACAACAAACUGAUCUUCACCGCAAAGACAAGAAGGAAAAGUGACAUAAACUAUGUAUGAAUAUACAAAAUGUACAUAUUUCAGUUUGAAACACAAACAUUUCUCGAAUUGAAUACACCUUACGAAAGUUAAAUAAUUUAUAAGAAUUUAAAACUGAAGCCGAUGAACUUUUUCUUUAAUCACUUGGAAAAUAAACCAGCUUAAGCAGACACUACAUAUACCAUAUACAAAAAACAUGACAAGUAAGGGUUUAAAAACAGUCAUGCUUUUUUGUUCGGAAAACUGCUUGUCAAAAAUACUCUUUUUCAAAUCGUUUUCCAAAAAAAAUGCUCAGAUUGUAAAUCUCAAAACUCUGGAUUUGGGUUUUCCCAAAAAAAAAUGCACCCUAGGUCAGGGGGCAUUAAGAUUCAUAUCAGAUAGAUUCUGAUAAAGUCAUGAUGCCACAGUGUCUUGUGUCAACUUUGGUUAAAAAGACUCCGUAUUGAAACUUAAGCAAAUAUUUAAAAAUAUAAUGAAAUUCCCCCAAGAUAUCUAUGCAAACAGACAACUAAUAAAACUGGAUAUGCCACUUGUUUAACAUGAAGAGAGUUUCAUUUCACAAUGGUGUGUAAAAAUCUAUCAAAAUCCAGAAGAAAUAAAGCUCUCUGCGAGAUGUUCAUUGGGCAUCAGAGAUUGGAGAAUUCUCUGUUUACUAUGCAGAAUUCUCCGGCUAACGUUCGAUAGCCUAGGACAAUUUUUAUUCAGAUGUGGGGACUCUUUCAAAAUAUUCUCCUGUAAUGUUACACCUGUCUCCCGCUACUAAAAUUCGUAAUGAAAACACUGUCUCUGCCCACCCAAACCUGCCAACAAAAUGGUAACGGUUCAGGAAGAAAACAAAAAUGCAGCAAAUUAAAAUGGUGGUUAAUGCAAAACUCAUGCAGUGAGCAGCAUGUAACUUAGUUGGCAGGGGAUACCUUUUAUAUGUGUCAGAUGACCAGUUCCAAAAUUCUCCAGGAAUUCCAUUCUGAGAGGCCCAAUUCACCCUUCUGUUCCCCCAAAAAAAGAGUGCCUCUGAUAUAUCUGCACCUGAGGAACACACACAAACAAUAAACUCUGAUGAAGUACCUGAAAAAACUGUUGUUUAGUGACCAGGGAAAGAAAACUGGCUAUGGAUAUAGUAACAUACGUGGGGGACAUGGGCGGGGCCAGAGUGAAAGCCCACAUGGUGAAGCAUCUUUAUGAGACACAAGGGCAAUUUGAGAGGGACACAGUCUAUAUUCUGCAUUCAUUCGUGCACUCAUUCAUGUUUAAAAUUCUUGUCACAGCCUACUCCAUCAAACAACCAUGUUUUGUCAGCCCUGUUAUUCACUUUAAGACGGAAACCAUCAGGAAAUUGAGUAAUUUCAAUUUUCAGUGUCUCUGGACAAAAACCUUGUACCAGAAUAAUUUAAACAAUAUCACAUUGCUCUUUACAUUUUUCAAGGGCUGUAGAUAUAAUAUUAUUAAUUACCUGUAAUAGCACCAUAGAUUAUUUCUCAUGGGAGCGCGAGAAAAUAAAUGUCAAAUUUCACAAGAAUUGUGAAAACAUAGGUAAAUGCUGAACAUUUCAUGUGUAAGAUUUCAUUUUGUGAAUUUGACAUUUAUUUUCUCGGGCUGUCAUAAGAAAUUUCCUUUGGUGUUAUUACAGAUAACUAAUAACAUUAUAGCCCUUGAAAAAUGUAAAAAAGAAUGCAAUAUUUUUUAAAUAAUUUUAUUCUGGUACAAGGUUUUUGUUCACUGAAAAUUAAAAUUACUCAAUUUCCUGAUGGAUUUUGUCUUAAACCUCUUAAUUAACCUAAGAGAGUGCAUACUUGUAAGCCUAAAUUUUUACCACCUAAUAUGUAACAAAUUUUUCCUAGCUAUAGAGUAGCUGUAAUUUGAUGGAGAAAGGUUCGACUUUGUAAUAAAAAAGCUUAACUAUUACAAAUGAUUGUCAAAUAAUGAAUGUAAUUUGCAGAUUUGAAUGAGCCAUUCCAGGCAUCCCAGACUCAUAUGUUACAUAGAUGUAACUUGAUAGCUAUUGUAGGGACGGGGCCAGGUGCUAAAUUUUUCAACGACAAAGGUAAUCUUAAUUUCUUUAUCUGAUUUAUUUGAUGACCAAUAUUGAUUGUUAAUUAAAUACUGCCCAAGGUACUCAGUAAGAAAGAAAUUACCGGUAUGAUUUAUUGAUGCAGUUAAAUUUUGUACGCUUUCUAGUUUAUAUCUGGGAUGAUGUGCAAAAAAAGCUGGUGAUUGAACUUACAUUUGGCUGCCCUGUUAUGAGUGUCAGGAUGAGAAGAGAAAAGUAUGUUGUUACAUGUAAAUGUACAUUGUAAAACAUCUUGUUAUUAUUUCAUAAUACGGUCAAACGUACCUCACUUUACAGACACCUCCUUAAUCCCGACAUCUCAUUAUUAUGGACAGUUUUCUUUAUAAUAAUAUUAUUAUUCCUGGGGGAAGACCAUUUUUCUCUAAAUUCAACCAGCUUAAUAUGGACAUCUGUUAAUGUGCACAACAGACAGUUGUUUCUUGCCCAAUCAACAGAUUAAAAUUCAGAGAAAGUCAACCUCCCUAAUGCAGACUAUUCAUUGGAUGUGUACUGUGAUAAGUUUACCUUUCCUUUUUGAACCUUCAGUUCACAGCAUGUCAAUGUUCCCUGAUCAGCACUACUGUACACCAGAUAGGACAAAUUUCAGACAUCAAUUUCAGACUAUUUUGGCAUUGAACAAGUUAUGCAGAGAUCAUUUUUUGAUGAAGUAAUGUAUAAAUCAGCAACUUCUGAGUGUUUUUGUGGACAUGGUUCGCAAAAUGAUGGCUUUGUAAAGGUUACAGAUGUUUAAUUUGAUGGUGCUAAUGUCCUGUUAUAUUUCUUUAAGAUUUGUUCAAAUAAAAGGUGUGUUUUUAGCUUAAAUUAAAAUAACAUGACCCACUUAACAUGGACACCCUGUUAAUACAGGACUGUAAUGAUAAAUAAACAUUUAAAAUUACAAAUAUUGAUACUUUUAAAGUAUCAAUUGAAUAAUAUUAUUAUACCAACGUUAGAAGUGCUGGAAACACAUGCAGGUCUUUUUUCUGUUGCUGCUUGAAUGUUAAACAUGCUUACACACUGUAUAGUAUUUUAAAUGUUUGUUAUCUUUGUGUUAUGAAAUAGGUUAUUUGUGGUGCUCAAGACAAGAAUCCAAGUGUUUUCAUUUCCAAAGGAUCCCAAACUUUUGUUUUACUUUGAUACAAAAGACAACCCGAAAGGUAAGACAGUUUUGUUAAUUUCAAGGCAACAAAGUACGUGUACUCUUGGGAUAGAUAUCUUGGUGGAAGGAAUCUAACAAUAUUGAAAUUUCAUUUUCAGGCUGUGAUUAUUAACUUGCCAUUUGUAAUAUGUUUAUUCAUACAAUUCAUCGCAAGGCACACAACCGCAACCUCGGUGAUAUCCUUGUGCGUACUUCUCACCGCAGCCAACUCAGUUUUCACGCUGGUACAUCUCCAUGCUGACACGCUCACUGUCACACUUGCCAGCAAGUUUCCAUCGACACCAGCGUUAGUGGCCCUCAAUGCUCUUUUGUCAUCAAGAAGGCAUUUUCUUGCCAAACGUCUGGUUUAGUCUAUUGCACCUCCUGUCACCAUUGCACUGUUACCAUUCCAACAUCAGUUGAAACAAGGUGUACACGAAGGCAACAUUUUGGCGAACACCUUUGAAGCAUAGAGAAGAACUUGCCUGGUUUCCCUGUUGCAGAUCAUUUUAACACAGCUGGUCUCUCAAUCCAUGAGGCUCUAAUCCACGGAAUUACAUGUAUCCUCUGCAGGGAAAACGCACAACAAAAGCACCUGGAGAUGCGCCUUAUUUUUCAGCUUGGCACCAAUCAUCCACGCGGCUUAAACUCUGACUUCCGUUUCCUCUAAGCUGCACGCUCACUGCAAAGUUGAUAUUUUCUCUUUCAUGGUGUAUGCAAACCUUGCAAUAUUUCCAUCAUACUUGUAACUCCACUGAUGAAGGGCCAGGCCCAAAACAUUUGGAAAGGAACUCAAACCAUUAAAUAGAUGCCCUGGGCAUUUAUUAGGUCAUCUACGUUAGUUGACUGACUCACUGAAAACAACUGAAUCCCAUCUUCCAUGUAGAAAAGUUGUUUGUGAUUGAGCUCAAGUAUCAAAACUUUGACAAAUUUACCUAUUUUGCCUUGCAGGCCUUUGCGAAGUGUGCCCAAGUACAGAAAGACCCUUAAUGGUUUUUCCAUCGCAGAAAUGUGGCAGUAUACAGCUUGUGGUAUGUACUUGAUAUCUUGCCUAGUAGUAAUCUUGCACAAGUUGCCAUAGCAGCUAUGAAGGGUCAUGUGACAAAGUCAUGAUAUGUUGUUACCUUUGAGAGUUAAUCAGAAUUUGCUUGUAUUUUAUUGUUUUUUUAAACUGGUAGUACCUGAGGGCUAGUAGGAAUCUCCCAGAUUUUGGCUAUGGCAAACUUAAAUGUGUGCUUGCUAUAAUUUGAUCUUACACAUGGCAGAUAAAAAUUAGCAUUUGAAACAUAUCUGGCAUACUACAAUGUGUGUGUAUUAAGUUUAUAGUUUGUUUGUAGCUUUGUUGACAUUUUCAAAACCCAGAUUUUCACAUGCGUUCUCAAUCUAGGACCUUACAAACAGACAGCCUGACACCUCCACAGCACCCUUCACUAUCAAUGCUCACCAAGGCGAGCUGGCAUGUCUGUCCAUUAAUCAACAGGGAACCCAGGUUGCUACGGCCUCUGAAAAGGUGAGAUCGUAUUAAUCUCAAUUUUUACCGUGAUUACUCCAUAAAUGCAGGCCAACGAGGGGAACUCUCUACUGAAAUUACUCGCCUGCAGCUCAUGGUUCCUCUUUAGUUUUGAACUUUUGGGUAUCAUUUCUCUGGUCUACAAGAGUGUAGGCUGUGGAAAAUUGUUUGCCAUUUUUAAAUCGCCCCGUUUUGCCAACUUUUAAAAAACUCCCUUCCCAUUCAAAUCAGCAGUGAAAGUCUCACCUUUUGUAUAGUUCCUCUUUAGUGUUGAACAUUUUGUUAACGUUUCUCUGGUUUACAAGAUUGUAGACUGUGGAAAAUUGUUUUCCAUUUGUUAAUGGCCCCAUUUUGCCAACUUUUAGAAAGGAACCCCUGUUUAGGUGGAGCGCUACCCCACUCUCUAAAGUACCCCAUCCAUUAGCUAAUAAGCCUCCUUUUGCAUUCUCACUGUCUUGUUUCUUUCCUUUCAUCUUCACCCCACCCCCCUCCCCCACCCCAUGCGAUCUUACUUCCUUAGAAUAGAAAAACCUACAAGUUGUAAUGAUACAUGAUACAACUUUGAAACUCCAAUUUUUUUGUUCUUUAUGAAGGGAACACUGAUCCGUGUAUUUGACACACAAACUAAGAACCUUCUUGUAGAGUUACGACGAGGAGCUGACCCCGCUACUUUAUAUUGGUGAGAAUUUUAACUUCACUCUUUUACUUUGAUUCUCGGCAUGGCUGUACAGUUGAAAUUAUCUUAUCUUUCCAUGGUAUCAGUAUCCAGAGAAGCUCAAAGAUCAGGCUGUGGAAGGCACGUGGGGGGGCCAUAGGGGCGCUUGGGUCCCUCGCGCGCCCUUUUUUAAUGCCCCCUUUUCGGUUUUCCACGAAAAUCCAACAUUCUGGCUAUUUUUUUCUUUUCAUCAUCAUCAUUACAAACUCUAUAGUUUUAUUUCCUCAAUCGUUUGUUUCAGGCAAAAAACGAUCCCGGUUUUAAUGCCCUUCUAGACCCUGUUAAGAUAUCUUGCGUUUUUGCAAUUUAGAAUCUCUGAAAGAUUUGCAAUUUAGAAUCACAAGCUUUCCUGGAACCUCACAGAACUAACAGCAAAUUUGUAUGGGUUUCUGUUGCAGCAUUAACUUCAGUCAUGAUUCAGCAUUUCUUUGUGUAUCCAGUGAUAAAGGAACGGUUCAUAUAUUCGCUUUGAAGAAUACUUCUUUGAACAAGAGAUCAAGGUAUUUUUUAACGGACGUAUAACGGUAAUGAAAUGUUUUGGACAUGUCUGUUUUCUACAAAUUUUUGAGAGCUUUGAUGGAUGGUACAUGUAUAUCAUGAGGAACCAAUCACAGAGAUGUUUUGAAGGCGGAGUCUUUCUAUUAAGAAAUUUCUCUUAUAAUCCGUUGAUAUCCUUUGCAUCGCUUCGCCUCCAAGACAGUUUGGAUUUUGAAGGGUUCAGUAUUAUAUACAGCUCAACAAAAUUUUAAUAAAAUUGUAGAACACGUGCCAAAAGCUGUCAAAAACUGUGUUAAGUGAAACUGGCAGCGUGUCAUCGCUCAAAGGUUGAAGAGUAUUAAAACCAUCUCUUGAUACUUUCAAAUCCAAGUCGCGUUGUGUCACUUUUCUUAAACGUUGUAUAACUUUGCUCACUUUAACUCCCAUAACUCCGUGGUUAGGGAAUGCAACCAGUACUAUCAUUACAGGGGCCUAGCCAGCUUUUCGACUUGUUUAGGCCGGAAUUAUUUUUCCACACAUCCUAAAAAAUGCUUGUUUUAAUUGUAUUGAUUGCACUAUGACAUACUGAGAGCUCUUAAGCUUUUUAGCUCACCCCAACAACGCAUUAUUUAUUACAAGUGGUAGAGUGAUCAGCAGAAAUUUGUAGGCCCGGUCUAUGGCCUGGCUAAGCCCAUGCAUCAUCAUUAUCAUCAUCAUCAUCAUCCUCAUCCUCCUCCUCAUCAUCAUCAUCAUCGCCAUUAUCAUUAUCAUUAUCUUUUCACUAGUCAUUAUCAUUAUUAGAGAGUAGUUCUGUUCUUAAUAGUUCGUUCACUUACUGUUCAUAGCCUUGCAAAGAUGGGAUUCUUAGGACAGUAUGUUGAAUCUCAAUGGGGUUUAGCUAACUUCACUGUCCCAGCAGAACAGCCCUGUAUUUGUGCUUUUGGAUCCGGCAGCUCUGUUGUUGGUGAGUACAUUUGGUUAGCUACGGAAAGAAACGGUGCAUUAAGCAGUUAAUGUUAAGCCUCAUAGAAAACAGAGAGUUUUGAGAGAGUAGUAAAAACCCAGCCUUCCCUUAGGGACAUGGUUAGUGACAUUGUUUUUGCUUCGGGUCAAAGCGGUUGAGUUCUUUGUUCACAUGGCACGUGACACCUGGUUUCUGUUUUUCGUCCAAUUCGGAAAGAGGUUAUCCAAUAGGUUUUCGGGGUCCGGGAUCAAGGGUUUUGCCCUAUUUCAUGCACGGGGGCCGGCUGAUUUAGCAAUUCGGCAUUGACGAAAGCAAAAAAUAAGAACUGAAAUUUGAGCGGGGAUUUAGUCCUUUCCGCGCGCUUGACGUCACGGUUCCCGUUCUGUUGCGAAAUCAGCCUACUGAAAACGGGAAUGCGGCCUUGAGUGACAAUUUGGGUCGGAUGACGGGAUUGAAGAACCUCAUUAGGGACCGACGGAAAACACGCCUGAGUUGGGAGGUAAAACACGACUAGGGAAUAAGAGCGCAAACACAAGUUGGAGCAAAGAACUACCUAGCGUCAAGAAAACUUCUUUUGUUACCUUAGUUGUGAGAAAUAAUUGAGGACGAUAAUAAUAAUAAUUGAUGAUUAUUAAUCACGUUAAGUCGUUCUGCCUUUUUUGAACCGAUCAUUCUUUUUUUGAUUCAGUGGCAGGCUGUAACCAUUCAAUCGAUACUUGCAGAAGUUUUCAACUUGGAUUAUGUAAAACUAAACCAAUCUGUUUGGUCAGGCCUCUUUUGUUUUGUUUUAGUUUUUGUUUUGUUUUUUUGUUUUUUUUGCAGCCGUGUGCGUUGAUGGUACUUAUCACAAGUAUGUCUUCACGCCCGACGGUAACUGUAACCGUGAAAGAUACGAUGUGUUCCUGGAGCUGGGAGAUGACAAUGAAUUCUGAUGCAAAAAAAACCCUUUUCUCAAACAGCAAACAGCAUACUCCUUAAAUCUAACUUAUUCAAUAUGGCCGCCGUAUCGGUAAAAAGGUCUGUUCUGUCUCAAAGUACGAAACCUCAGAUAGCUCUAGCAAUCAAUUUUCUAUGUACAUCGUUCCUGACUGGAAGGUUUGAAACAUUUUCAACUUAAGGGUGUGCGAUCCAAGAUUCAGGUCAUAAUCCAUUAGACCUUUUAGGGAGUUUCAGCCUUUCGUACCAGCUUAAGCUUCUUAAUAUCUCUUCCCCGGGUUGGGGACUCCCAUCUGAAAGGGACCGGGAUGCUCGUCGGAAAUUUUGAAUUAAACCCCUGAAGGAGACCAAUCUAGGCGUGGCCCAACCUUUUUUUUGACCCCUAAAAGCGAUCAUUUUAAAAUCGAGUAAAUAAAACGAAUUGAAAAUACAUAAUUUUUUAAAAUUUCUUCGAGUGCAACCCUAAAAGAGACCUUUACGGCUAAAUAUAAUGGCGUUUUGCCCAGAACACCC
Molecule: messenger RNA, 9455 nt
Organism: Porites lobata
Lineage: Eukaryota; Metazoa; Cnidaria; Anthozoa; Scleractinia; Poritidae
Source: the annotation of a GenBank genome assembly